Messenger RNA from Phaeodactylum tricornutum CCAP 1055/1, 879 nucleotides. RefSeq lists its product with no specific name. Bases 1 to 879 code for a protein of 292 amino acids. The transcript is spliced from 2 exons. NCBI's taxonomy places the organism in Eukaryota, Bacillariophyta, Bacillariophyceae, Surirellales, Neidiaceae. The record is from RefSeq and is a predicted model, not a curated record.
AUGCUUGAGCAUGCUGCCAAUGGGAUAUCUCUUGUCGGGACAGGAAUAGCGUUAGGUAUUUUUCAUGUGCUCACAGGUCCCGAUCAUCUCAGCGCGCUGGCCACAUUGAGUGCGAAUGUAGAUGGCUUGCAAGCUUUCUGCCUAGGAAUUCGAUGGGGUAUCGGUCAUUCGACGGGUCUGCUUCUCGUCGGGGUUGUCUUUAUCUUGAUGACCUUAAAUGGGACGGAUGAGAAUAUAGAAAUCCCUCGUCAAGUUUCCGAGUUCUUCGAAUCGCUCGUCGGCAUCUUUAUGCUGCUAUUGGGCGUGUACGGAAUCCGACGAGCCUGGGAACGACGCCCUAAGGUGUACGGAACCAUAGGAGAAUCUUUAGUACUUGAGGAGUCGCCCGAGAACGUUGAGAUACUUACAGUCUCUGAAUCACACCAUGACCACAGUGAAGCUCAUAGUACUGUAGAACAUGCAGACAGUGCUGAGGGACUUCGUGUCCAGACAACAGCUGUGGAGGAAGAAGACGUGGCGGAAGUGACCCCACUUUUCCCUCGCAUUGUUCGAAGCGUGUCCACGAAAUCAAUGGCGAUUGUUGCUGGUAUUAUUCACGGCCUGGCUGGACCAGGCGGUGUUCUCGGAGUGAUUCCCGCCGUGCAGCUUCACGACGCGAGAUUGGCCACGGUAUAUCUCGGCAGCUUCUGCGCCAGCUCCACCUUGACUAUGGGUGUUUUUGCUAUACUAUAUGGAGGCUGUAGUUCCCGCUUAGCGACUAGGUCUGGAGGGCAUCGGGAGUUUCUUAUUGAAUGCGCUUCGGCAAGCUUGAGUAUAUUGGUUGGAGUUACGUGGUUGAUACUGCUUUCCAUUGGGAAGCUUGAAGAUGUAUUCCCUUAA